Gongylonema pulchrum is the source of this 318-nucleotide messenger RNA. Lineage: Eukaryota; Metazoa; Nematoda; Chromadorea; Rhabditida; Gongylonematidae. The record is from the annotation of a GenBank genome assembly.
AUGCAUCGUGGAAGCCUAAUCUGUUCUGUGUUACAGGAGCCGAUCAAUGGUGUGGUGCAGCCACGUGUGAUUCCGCCGCCGGGUAAACCAACGCGGCAUACCAAUCAGCUGGAUUUCAUACUCAAAGAAGUGCUGAAGCCGGCGAUGCGUCACAAGCAUGCUUGGCCAUUCACGAAACCGGUCGAUGCUGUACGACUUGAUUUACCGGACUAUCAUAAAGUAAUCAAGCGUCCAAUGGAUAUGAAUACCAUCGAGAAACGUCUACGAAACUGCUACUAUUACUCGGCAACGGACUGCAUGGAGGUAAGCUUUUUUUAG